UUUCGAAGGUCGUACAAGUACGUUACAUAUGUCGGAGAGGAAACUGUUUUACUAACAGAUCGAAAGCGGCACGGGUGUAGAUGCGCAUACACAUGUAGAAUCGAUAAGAAAGAGGAUACAUUAGUGUGUAAACUAAUAUACGCGCGAAGUGUUUCGGACAACUGUCUCGACCUUAAUCGGAAGGCGCGCCCUUGGACGCUCUGUUCGGGGAAAGGUCGAUUCGAGAGAAUCGAGUGUAAUCGUCGUAAAGAAGUUUGUUUGUUUGCGAUAAGAUUGCUGCCUCUACCACAAGAUACAAGACUGUGUUAUGCUGAAAGUGAGAUUUAUCUUCAAAAAAUGUUGACAGUGAUGUGUCCGAGCUGUCGUCAUCGAUUUCCAGCUCCAGGUUGUUGUGAACCUAAAAAUAUGAAUGAAGAUAACACUUUAAUUCAUCCAACCACCUGUUACUAUGGUGGUCUGCUAGUUCCUAAAGGCUAUACUAGUGGUGGAGGCUGUUUUAUAAAUGCACCAACUAUAAUUCAUACGCAACCUGUUAUCAAUUCCUUCAAUUAUCCAUCAAUGACACUUGAUUUGGAAAAACCAAGAACUGAUAAGCAAAGGGAAGAUUUCCUUCAAAGAUACGAAAAAAAUACACAAGUUCUUGGAUUUCCAUUAAUCAAUGAAGAAUUACAAAAGAAUCAAAGUUCUGGGUGUCAAAUUACUACAAGCUGUGACUUAACUGGAGGAAGUGUAACGAUAACAACACCGAGUAUACAAUCUGGAGGCUGUUUAAUUCAAAGUAUGGAUUCUGAAACUCUUAUGCAUACACCACAUAUGGAAAUCCGUCCAAAAUUAUCUGGUGGAGGAUGUUUUGUGCAAAAGACAUUAUCAACUGAAAAUCAAGAAGUUUCUGUUAUAUCUCAUGAAAAAAAAAUUCAACAAGAAAGUAUGAGUCAUGAUAAAAGGAUGUUUUUAAUACCUCCAAGUGGCUGUCAAGAAUUACCAGGGACACGAAGAAAUAUAUUAUCACAAAAAAUAGAAGAAGCAACUUCGCUAGAAAAUUAUGAGGAAAAGCCUCAAAUUUUCUCAGAUUUUCAAAUGAAUGUGCCAGUAAUGCAAUUUCAACAAGCUAAAAAUUCUAAAACAAAUGAACAUGAAUUAGAACAGAGCCGAAAUUUCACCUGUUGUUGUAAUAAUGUUCAAAAGCUUUAUCAUGUUAAAUCAAAUAAUCUUCAAGUUUCGGAAAAUCGUAAUUCUAUGGUUUUAGAUUCUAAUCCAGGAGUACAGAUUCAAGUUAAUGCAACUGUGCAACUUCCAGCAAAUUUAGGACAAUGUACAGUAAAUAUAACUGCAACUACUACGAAUUCUCCUGAUUCUUUGUCAGGUAUAACUUCAAGAACUAAAAAUAAUUUUAAUGGUGGAGGUUUAGUACAGAAAAAUGAAACUCAAAAUAAUGAAGAAAAUUUUGAUGAAAGAAGAGAUAGAACUCCAACCACACCAGUCUCUUGGUUAAUGCCAUGUCCUUGGAGUUUUGAUAAUUAUAUGAUGGAUAGGGAUGCAGCUAGAUUAAGUGAAGUUAAAAGACUCUUACAAACUUGUGGUUGGUACCAUGAAGGUCUUAGUUGGCAACAGAGUGAAAAUUUAUUAAAAAAUGCUAUGAUUGGUAGAUGGCUGAUGAGAGAUAGUUCAGAUAGUAGAUAUAUGUUUGCUGUGUCUGUGCAAACUGCUAGAGGACCUACCUCUGUUAGAGUUCAUUAUUUUGUGGGACAGUUUCGAUUAGAUGCUGAACCUAGACUUGCUUUUGCAAUUCCUCUUUUUGAUUGUCCAAUUAAAAUGCUAGAAUAUUAUGUGGAAUAUUCAAAAAGUGUUGAUGAACAAAGAAAAGAAGUUUGGGUAGAUUAUAGUGGACAACUUUAUAGUGAAAUUUAUUUGACAAAGCCUUUAGUUAAAGAAGUAAGGUCUCUUAGUCAUUUGGCCAGGUUAGUUGUUAAUAGGAAUAAAUUACCUACAAAACAUUUGCCACCGUUAAUUAGAAAUUAUUUAGCAGAAUAUCCAUAUAGUCUUUGAAAAAUAAUGCAUGAGAUUUUUCUGAUUUCUGGAUUAAUAAUUUAUAAAAUUUAAAAAUUUUUACAUAAAUAAUAAAUAAUUUAAAUAAUAAAUUAAUUUAAAAUAAUAUUCAUCAAUUUAUGAAUUAGAAUAUAUGAAUUAGAAUAUAUUCCAAUAAAAUUUCUAUUUUAUUUAUUAACAAUAAAUAAAAAUAUUUAACAAAAUAGUUUAAUUUAAAUAUAACUAUUAUAAUUUUAUAUAAAUAUAAAUUAUUAAAUGUUUUGCUCGAUUAAUUCUAGAUAUCAGAAAAAACUCGAAAACAUAAUUAUUUUUAUACAUUUUAAAACAAUGUGAAUCAGAAUUUGUAGUAAAGAUGAUAUAUAAAAAUUAAAAUUAUAUAAAAACUAGUGAGAUACUAAAACUUACACUUUCGUAAAUUAAAAUUAAAAAAUUAAAAGUAGCUUAUGAUAUUAAAAUAAUACGUGAAAUUGUUAAAAUAAUGUUAAAAUAAUGGAAGCUAAGCAAAAUUUUAUAAUUUUGUUCGUAGUCAGUAAAGCAUAAUAUUGUAAGAUUGAUUAUUCGACCGAGUUUCUUUUCAUUUAAAAUUUUUUCGAAAGACAGGGUACCAUUUACAUAUCCUGCUCGGACCAAUCAAAAUCUUCAACGAUUUUUUUCUUCAUACAUAAUUAAUAAAAUUAUUUGUUUGUAAGAUUUUGUUGAAUCUGAAAUUCCAUUUGAUUAUAAGUUUUGAUAAGUAAUUUUUUUAGCAUUGAGAAAGACACUAAACAACUUAAACAAAAUUAAAUUGGAUUAAUUAUUUUAACAUAAUAUUAAUAAAUUUAAUGUAUAUUUUAAUAAAUAUACAUUAUAUAAUAAAUAAAUUUAGUUAAUAAAUUUUAUGUAUAUUUUAUAUACAUAAUAUAUAUUCAUACUAUAUCAUAUAUUAUAUGGUAUGAAGAAAUUUUUCAUACAUGAAUUAAUUAGAAAUGUAAAUUGUAUUUAAAUUUUACUUUAAGAACUCGGUCGAUUUUAAUAUAUGUUGAACAAUGACAGCCUUCUGCAACACUGACAAAUUAUUUAAAUUUGAAAAGCUAGGAAUCAUUGCUUCAAAUUUAAAAAUGAUAUUAAAUCGGUUUCAAUGAAGAAAUUGUAAGGCAGUAUUAGAUUUUUAAGCAUUAAUUUGACUCUUCGUUUUUUAAAAAUAAAGAUAAUAAAAUUGUAAAUCAGUCUUUAAAUAUUAUGUAUAACUGAUUUGCAAAGUAAUUAUCUUAUUAAAUUAUUUAAUACAUAUUUGAAUCAUUUAAAAUGUCUUUAUCGAUAUCAAAUAAAUUAAAUUCUGAUGUUUUCAAAAUUCAAAGAAACUUGUAAUUAAAAAUAAAAGUAAUAUAAUUUUUAAUUUUACGUACAAAUAUUGAUUUGUAAAAUAAUAAUAUUUAAAACGAAGAGUUAAACUUUAUAGAAAAAUCAAACGCUAAAUUGAUUUAAUUUUUGUUUAUUAGUGAGUUUCUUUAAAUGUAAUUUGGUACAUACGCGCACGUGCGUGUAACGGAAUCUUUAUACAUAUAUGAAUAAUAGAGAAUACGAUUUAAAUGUCGAUUGUUAUGCAAAACCAUAAUUGAUAUAUUUUUCUAAGCAAGAAUCGACGAUCUUUUCAAAGUUAAUACAAUUUUUCUAAUAGAAAAUAUUAUACGGGGUUGUUCCCAAAACUAUGCCUCUUCAGACAAAUCUAGUUGAAGAAAUUGCGUUAUUUAAAACUUUUUCUACAAUCAUAACGCUGCAUUUGGCUGUAUGACUUUUUGAUGGGAUGCCCAGUAUAAAUUAAUAUGAGUUUUUGUUCAUUGUCUCUAUAUUAGAGAUAUCAUUUUAAACUGUCGAUAUAUCUACCCUUCGUAAAUUAUUUUUGAAAAAAAAAAAAUUAAAAUAAAAAAAUAUUUUUUAUAUCAAUUUUCAAUUAUGAUCAUUUUAAUAUUUCAAUGAAAUUUCAAUUAUAAUUUAAAAUUAAUUUACAAUUUUUUUAUAUAUAAAAAAAUAUCUUUAUAUUGUAGAAUGUUUAAUUCUUAUUAACGAUUGAGUAAUAACAUGAAGUUUGUGUUAUUACAUUAACAAGAUUACAAAGAUUUACGAAGGUUAGUUAAUUUCGAUUUUUCUGAUUUUAAAAGUCGAUUCGACGGAGUAUGUUUGUUGUUGGAAACUGCCACUCAGCGAAUCCUACAAUGUUUUAUAUUGCGAUUAUAACAAUGUAUAGUGUGACAUGAAUUAAAUUAUUAAAGAAUUAUUUAUUAUCAACAAA
This is a messenger RNA of Apis cerana (Asiatic honeybee), 4315 nucleotides long. RefSeq lists its product as uncharacterized. Gene Ontology annotation, cellular component: phosphatidylinositol 3-kinase complex. NCBI's taxonomy places the organism in Eukaryota, Metazoa, Arthropoda, Insecta, Hymenoptera, Apidae. The record is from RefSeq and is a predicted model, not a curated record. Gene Ontology annotation, molecular function: 1-phosphatidylinositol-3-kinase regulator activity. Gene Ontology annotation, biological process: phosphatidylinositol phosphate biosynthetic process; intracellular signal transduction.